Messenger RNA from Callorhinchus milii (elephant shark), 1777 nucleotides. RefSeq names its product F-box/LRR-repeat protein 14. The transcript has 2 exons. Gene Ontology annotation, cellular component: SCF ubiquitin ligase complex. Gene Ontology annotation, biological process: SCF-dependent proteasomal ubiquitin-dependent protein catabolic process. NCBI's taxonomy places the organism in Eukaryota, Metazoa, Chordata, Chondrichthyes, Chimaeriformes, Callorhinchidae. Gene Ontology annotation, molecular function: protein binding. The coding region runs from base 256 to 1473 and encodes 405 amino acids. The record is from RefSeq and is a predicted model, not a curated record.
AAGGAGGGAGGAGCAGAGAGAGAGAGAGAGAGGGGGGGCGUCUGCGCUGCGCAGACUGUGUCGGGUUUCGGCAGCCACUGCGCAACUCACAAGCAGAGCGUCACGUGACGGCGCCGGGGAUGGUGAAUUGAUCGAUUGGCAAAAAGGAGAGAGAGAGAGAGAGAGCGAGAGAGAAAGGAAGAGCGGGGGCCAGUGGGAAAUCGCUUUUUUUUACACACACACACACACACACAUAUAUAUAUCUCUUAAAAAAAUAUGGAGACGCACAUAUCGUGUCUCUUCCCCGAGAUUUUAGCCAUGAUCUUCAGCUACCUGGACGUGAGGGACAAAGGGAGAGCGGCGCAAGUGUGCACGGCUUGGAGGGACGCUGCCUACCACAAAUCCGUCUGGAGGGGGGUCGAAGCCAAGUUGCAUUUGAGGAGAGCCAACCCUUCCCUUUUCCCGAGCCUGCAGGCGAGGGGCAUCAGGCGGGUGCAGAUCCUGAGCCUGCGGCGGAGCCUGAGCUAUGUGAUCCAAGGCAUGCCCAACAUCGAGAGCCUGAACCUCAGCGGCUGCUACAACUUGACAGACAUCGGCCUGGGACACGCUUUCGUGCAAGAGAUCCCGUCUCUCAACGUCCUGAACCUGAGCCUCUGCAAACAGAUCACGGACAGCAGUCUGGGCAGAAUAGCGCAGUAUCUGAAGAACCUGGAGGUGCUGGAGCUCGGCGGCUGCAGCAACAUCACCAACACCGGCCUUCUGCUCAUCGCCUGGGGCUUACACAGGCUCAAAAGUCUGAACCUGAGGAGCUGUCGGCAUGUCUCAGACGUGGGGAUCGGCCAUUUGGCGGGGAUGACCAGGAGCGCCGCAGAAGGCUGCUUAAAUCUGGAGUACUUGACUUUACAAGACUGCCAGAAACUCUCGGAUUUGUCCUUAAAACACAUCUCCAAAGGCCUGACCAAACUCAAGGUGCUCAACCUGAGUUUUUGCGGCGGCAUUUCAGACGCGGGUAUGUUGCACCUCUCGCACAUGACGAGUUUGUGGAGUCUGAACCUGAGAUCUUGUGACAACAUCAGCGACACCGGGAUCAUGCAUUUAGCAAUGGGGAGUUUGAGACUGACCGGGCUGGACGUGUCCUUCUGCGAUAAGAUAGGCGACCAAAGCUUGGCUUACAUCGCCCAGGGGUUGUAUCAACUCAAGUCGCUUUCCCUCUGCUCUUGCCACAUAAGUGACGACGGUAUCAACAAAAUGGCCCGGCAGAUGCACGAAUUAAGGACCCUAAACAUCGGCCAGUGUGUGCGGAUUACAGACAAAGGACUGGAGCUCAUAGCUGACCACUUGACCCAACUCACGGGCAUUGAUCUGUACGGCUGCACAAAAAUCACCAAAAGGGGACUGGAAAGAAUCACUCAACUGCCCUGCCUUAAAGUUCUCAACUUGGGACUUUGGCAGAUGACUGAGAGCGAAAAAAAAUUAAAGCCUGUUCUACCUUAAAUAGGACAACCACGUCAAGUGAAGAAUCAUCGAUUCCUGAGCAUUUGAGUGCCUGUCAGGGGCAAUGAUUGCACAGACACAGACAGACAGACAGACAAACAGAGACAGACAGACAGAGACAGACAGACAGACAGACAGUUGCUGAAGGAAAAGGAAAAACAAAAAAAAUCCUGCUGAUUUAACCUUAUAUUUGAAUUGUACUGUAUGUGAAUUUGUAAAUGAUACCUAAACGUUUUAUAUUCUUACAGUAAACGUUAAACAAAAAAAAGUUGAUAUUUAUAUAAUAAAGACAGGAAAAUAUGAA